Gastrolobium bilobum is the source of this 1044-nucleotide messenger RNA. Its product is annotated as tRNA-splicing endonuclease subunit Sen2-1-like. The transcript has 3 exons. Gene Ontology annotation, biological process: tRNA-type intron splice site recognition and cleavage; tRNA splicing, via endonucleolytic cleavage and ligation. NCBI's taxonomy places the organism in Eukaryota, Viridiplantae, Streptophyta, Magnoliopsida, Fabales, Fabaceae. Gene Ontology annotation, cellular component: tRNA-intron endonuclease complex. The coding region runs from base 127 to 864 and encodes 245 amino acids. Gene Ontology annotation, molecular function: nucleic acid binding; tRNA-intron lyase activity. The record is from RefSeq and is a predicted model, not a curated record.
AAGCAUUUAAGCUUGAAGCUUCAAACGAACCAAUUUCCUGUGGAAAUCCCUAUUUUCCCGGUCAUUUUGUCGUAGGUGCAGUGAUCUGAAACUCCAGUAUUCUCCUCUCCUUGUUUCUCAGGCCAAAUGGCACCAAGAUGGAAAGGAAAAGAUGCAAAAGCUAAAAGGGAUGCAGAAGCUGAAGCGCUUAAAGAGCCCAUGUCAAAGAUGAUAUCUCAACUUCAGUCCUCUUUAGUUCAGUCCGGUACUUGUGGAUUUCUCUCUAAUAACAGUGUACACUUAGCAGUGGGAGCAGAACAAAGUGAUCUGCUUGAUAAAACAUGCUUUGGUCGACCUGUAAGAACAGUUGAAAAGGACACACAGUGGUUUCAAUUAAGCUUGGAGGAAGCAUUCUACCUAUGCUAUUCCUUGAAAUGCCUUAAGAUUAAUGGUGGUGAUACUGGUCCCCAAAAUGAUGAAGAGCUAUGGCAUUACAUGAAGUCCAAGAAAGAAACAUUCCCUUGUUUCUACAAGGCUUAUUCUCACCUUCGAAUGAAAAAUUGGGUAGUGAGGUCGGGAGCUCAGUAUGGUGUAGACUUCAUUGUCUAUCGUCAUCAUCCAGCCCGUGUCCAUUCUGAGUAUGGUGUACUUGUUUUAUCAGAUGGGGAUGAUAAAGAUCUAAAUGGAAGAUUGAGAGUAUGGUCUGAUGUUCAUUGCACAACUCGCCUUCUUGGAAGUGUUGCAAAAAUCUUAUUAGUUAUGUACGUCAAUAAAAACGGUAACAAUGAUGAGUCUCCAUUAUGUUUGGCAAACUAUACCGUUGAAGAGCGCACAAUUACCAGAUGGAGUCCAGAACAAUGCCGUGAAAGAUGUAGUUCAUGCUAGCAUUGAAAUCAGAACCAGGUUCUCUAGAGGCUAUACAAGAGAACAUACUCAUCCAUAAUGAAAUUUGAAGGUUAGACUUAGAUGUAGUACGUAGUGUUCUUUUGUUUUUGUUUUGUUUUAUUUUUUUAUUUGUUUGAAACCACUUCACUGUAUUUUAAUUUAAAUUCUGCAUUCAUUGUU